Molecule: messenger RNA, 624 nt
Organism: Scomber japonicus (chub mackerel)
Lineage: Eukaryota; Metazoa; Chordata; Actinopteri; Scombriformes; Scombridae
Product: gastrotropin-like
Exons: 4
Coding region: 149-532 (127 amino acids)
Biological process (GO): fatty acid transport
Cellular component (GO): cytosol; nucleus
Molecular function (GO): fatty acid binding
Source: RefSeq, a predicted model, not a curated record
CACUCUUGUGACAUCACAUGCAAAUGAGGCAGGUGGCGAGAGGUGUUAAGUAUAUAAGCAGGGAAGCGUCUUGGUCUCAGCACCUUGCUCUUCCUUCAGCUUGCCUCAGCAUCUCUGCUCUCACACCUCCACCUGCAACACCACCACAAUGGCAUUCGCUGGAAAAUGGGAAACUGAAACCCAGGAGGGAUACGACGAUUUCUGCAAGGUUCUCGGUAUCCCCGCUGACAUCAUUGAGAAGGGCCGUGACUACAAGCUGAUCACAGAGGUGACCCAGGAUGGUGAUAACUUCACCUGGACCCAGAUCUACCCCACAAACGCCAAGGUCUCCAACUCAUUCACCAUCGGCAAGGAGUGCGACAUGGAGACCAUCGGAGGAAAGAAAUUCAAGGCCACAGUGAAGAUGGACGGAGGCAAGCUGACCACAACCUUCCCCAACUACGAACACAUCACUGAGAUCAGCGGAGGCAAGCUCGUCGAGACCUCCAAAGCCGGGUCUGCAGUGCUGAAGAGAACCAGCAAGAAGCUCUAACUGCUGACUGACUAUAAACAUCUUUAACAGUUACAAUGGAGACCUCAGAACUACAGCUACUGCAAAAAAAAUAAAUGAAUACUAUAAUUCUA